AUGUUACGAAUACCAAUCUCAUUGAGUUGUUACAUUCUCUUAGGAUACUAUGAGACUUGUAAAUGUGAAUCAGACGCUGUUCCAUUUACGUUUAUAGAAUAUCAAUACAAAGAUUCUCCCAAAAACGAAAUGACAUUCAGGGAAUUUGAAAGUGCUUGUGAACAAAGUAGCGCUUGUAGCCAUAUGAACGGCUUACCUCGGACUCGUUGUAUAAGAGAAUGCGUGUCUCCAUCAUGUUAUAGAGAACUCUACUUAAGUGACCCUCUUGAAGAAGGAGAAAUUGACGUAAGACUAAAUUCCUUUAAGGGUUGUUUUAUUCAAAGAAGUGGAAGAACAAGAAAUUGA
Parnassius mnemosyne (clouded apollo) is the source of this 345-nucleotide messenger RNA. The record is from the annotation of a GenBank genome assembly. NCBI's taxonomy places the organism in Eukaryota, Metazoa, Arthropoda, Insecta, Lepidoptera, Papilionidae.